AUAUGUUUGCUUUUCGCAUGAAAAUACUCCUCUAACCUCACACCAACUUGUACAAAAGCUGAAAGAUAAAAAUCAUUUUCAUCUCCAACGAAUAGUUCUUCUUCCUGAAUUAGGUGCAGGAAGCUAGUUUUUCUUGAGUAUAUAACACAGUAGGUGUUCCUUCCUGCUCCUAACACCUCACAUCACAUUCAUCAAUGGCAUUCUGGGACUUGUUCUUCGUGGCACUGGUGCCAGUGCUGGAGACGCUAUUGGUUACUCUCCUUGGUUUAUUAAUUGCAACAGAACGUUUUAAUCUCCUCCGACGAGUUGAUGCAAGGAAUUAUUUGAACAAUCUUGUGUUUUACGUGUUCACUCCGGCGCUCCUCGUUGCCGAUUUGGCCGAAACAAUCACGUUUGAUCGAUUGGUUGAAAUGUGGUUUAUGCUGGUGAAUAUCUUUUUAACCUUCGUGGUUGGUUCCAUUCUCGGUUGGAUGCUUAACAAAAUCGCCAGAACGCCUAAACACCUCCGAGGCCUCGUCAAUGGUUGCUGCACUGCCGGGAAUUUGGGGAAUUUGCUUCUUAUCAUUGUCCCAGCUGUUUGUGAGGAGAGCAGUAGUCCAUUUGGAGAUUCAUCCACCUGCUCAACAUAUGGAGAGGCUUACGCGUCGGUUUCUACGGGAGUAUCUGCAAUUUUUAUAUGGACAUAUCUGUAUAUCCUCAUGGGGGCAAGUGUGGAUAGGAGCACUGAAAAUAUGAAUGCCAGCAACGCCACAGCCAGCACAAUAUAUUCUACUGGAACCCCAGAAACAUUUCCAGGAAAUAUCACAGAAUUAUUGCUUCCUUCAGCAAACUUUGCUAGCACUGACAAUGUUUCAGUUCAACUUGAGUCACCAUGUGACAGAAAUAGGAGGAAGGUGUCAAUCUUGAAUUGUAUUACUUGGCCCAUUACAAAAUGUACGGAGUAUGUCAAGUUGGAUAUGGUGUUUACACCAUCAACAAUUGCAGUGAUUGGUUAUUAUUCACCUCAAUUUGUAUGA
Molecule: messenger RNA, 1016 nt
Organism: Gastrolobium bilobum
Lineage: Eukaryota; Viridiplantae; Streptophyta; Magnoliopsida; Fabales; Fabaceae
Product: protein PIN-LIKES 3-like
Exons: 7
Coding region: 195-1016 (273 amino acids)
Biological process (GO): endoplasmic reticulum to cytosol auxin transport
Cellular component (GO): membrane
Source: RefSeq, a predicted model, not a curated record